Messenger RNA from Hypomesus transpacificus, 1244 nucleotides. Its product is annotated as 5-hydroxytryptamine receptor 1E. Gene Ontology annotation, biological process: adenylate cyclase-activating adrenergic receptor signaling pathway. Gene Ontology annotation, molecular function: G protein-coupled receptor activity. The transcript is spliced from 2 exons. The record is from RefSeq and is a predicted model, not a curated record. Gene Ontology annotation, cellular component: membrane. The coding region runs from base 108 to 1244 and encodes 378 amino acids. Lineage: Eukaryota; Metazoa; Chordata; Actinopteri; Osmeriformes; Osmeridae.
CCAAGUGAGUUGGAAAUGAAUAAACGGAUGACUACUGACUGAGGGCAAUAUCUCCCUGGGUGAGAGAGAGUUUCUAUCUCCAAGUGGACAUCGGGCUCUGCCCAGGGAUGGAGAUGGAGAGGUACCAAGGAGAAAGCUCCACGGGCCCCAACAUCACUAACUGCACAGGGACGCCCCCCAGCGCUCUGCAGGCCGCUGUCUUCUCAGACAGAAUGGUUGUUUUGGUCGUACUUCUGGGGCUCUUCACCCUACUCACUGCGCUAGUCAACAUUGCUGUUAUUAUCGCCAUCUGCACCACCAAGAAGCUCCACUUGCCUGCCAACUACCUCAUCUGCUCCCUGGCUGUCACUGACUUCCUGGUUGCUGUCCUGGUGAUGCCAAUCAGCAUCCUCUACAUCUCCACAGAGACGUGGUCAUUGGGCCAGAUGGUGUGUGAGGCAUGGCUUAGCGUGGAUAUGACCUGCUGCACAUGCUCAAUCCUGCACCUCUGUGUCAUAGCUCUGGACCGCUACUGGGCCAUUACUAAAGCCAUCGAAUACGCCCGCAAGAGGUCGGCACGCCGCUCGGCCGUCAUGGUAGCCGUCGUCUGGGUCAUCUCCAUCUCCAUCUCCAUCCCUCCCCUCUUCUGGAGGCACAGACCAGGCAGCCAAGGCCCCAAACAGUGCAUCAUCGAGCACGACCACAAGGGCUACACCAUCUACUCCACCUUUGGGGCCUUUUACAUUCCCAUGACUCUCAUACUCAUCCUCUACUAUAGGAUCUACAGCGCCGCCAAGACUCUGUACCAGAAACGAGGUUCCUCCCGUCACUUGAGUAACCGGAGCGUGGACAGCCAGAAUUCUCUCAACCAUUGCCGUGUCGCGCACACGCUCUGUGUGUCCGACCUGUCCACUUCAGACAACACUCUGGAGUUUGACAGGCUCAACGUCACUAUACGCAUCCCUUCCUUUGAGGCAGAUUUGGAGGGGAUGGAUGAGAGGAAUCAGAUAUGUACCUCCCGUGAGAGAAAGGCUGCACGCAUCCUUGGACUUAUCCUUGGGGCUUUUAUAAUUUGCUGGCUGCCUUUCUUUAUCAAGGAGCUUCUUGUGGGACUAAGACUAGUAAAUCCAUCUCCACAGGUCUCUGAUUUCCUAACCUGGCUGGGCUAUAUCAACUCGCUCAUCAACCCCCUCCUGUACACUAGCUUUAACGAUGAUUUCAAUUUGGCGUUUAAGAAGCUUUUCAGACGGAAGGAGCAUGUUUAG